AUGCCACCCAUCUCCGCCUCGAAACAAAAACGACUCGCCGAAAAAGCCGCCAAAGCGAACGCCAAGGCCAAAGGCAAGGCGGGAUCGAGCGAUGCCACGUCCUCGGUGACUGGCACGGGCACGUCGACGCCCGCGGGGAGCAACGGGUACUCUACGCCCUUGACGAGCCAGAGUGGGGCGGGCAGCCAGGAGGACCUGAUGAGCAUGGCCAGGCUGAACAUUGCUACUGACAGGAGCGCGGCUGGUGUGCUGGUGUCAGACCCCAAAGGCCGCGAUAUCAAGAUCGAUUCGUAUACGCUCUCGUUCCACGGCAGGCUCCUCAUCGAGGGCGCCGAGGUGUCGCUCAACUAUGGAAACAGAUACGGUUUGCUGGGUGAUAACGGAUCUGGCAAGUCCACAUUCCUCACCUCGAUUGCCGAACGCGACAUCGAAAUCCCCGACCACAUCGAUAUCUACAUGGUGAGCGGCGAGGCCGACCCCUCCGACAUCAACGCCGUCGACUUUAUCAUCGCCUCCGCCCGCGAAAAGGUCGCCAAGCUCGAGACAUACAUCGAGGAGCUGUCCAUCCAAGAGGACGUUGACGAGCUCGCGCUCGAGGCCGCGUACGAGCAGCUCGAGGAGAUGGACCCCAGCACCUUCGAGGCCAAAGCCAUGUCCAUCCUCCACGGUCUCGGCUUCUCGCAGGAGAUGAUGCGCCGGCCGACAAAAGACAUGUCCGGCGGCUGGCGCAUGCGCGUCGCCCUCGCCCGGGCCCUAUUCGUCAAACCUCACCUGCUCCUCCUCGACGAGCCCACGAACCACUUGGAUUUGGGCGCCGUCGUGUGGCUUGAAGCGUAUUUGUCGACGUAUAAUCAUAUUCUGGUUAUUACGAGUCAUUCGCAGGAUUUCAUGGAUAGCGUGUGCACGCAUAUUAUGGAUUUGACGCAUAAGAAGAAGUUGGUGUAUUAUCAUGGCAAUUAUUCGACGUAUGUCAAGACCAAGGCGGAGAAUGAGACGAAUCAGAUGAAGGCGUAUCAUAAACAGCAGGAGGAGAUUGCUCAUAUCAAAAAGUUCAUUGCGUCGGCGGGUACCUAUGCCAACCUUGUGCGACAGGCCAAGUCGAAGCAGAAGAUUAUCGAUAAGAUGGAGGCGGCUGGUUUGGUUGAGAAGGUGGAGACGCCCAAGCCUUUGCGAUUCAACUUUGAAGACGUGACGCGUCUCCCGCCUCCCAUCAUCGCCUUUGAUGGUGUUGCGUUUUCGUAUUCGGGCAAGAAGGAAGAUUAUUUGUAUCAGGGGUUGAGUUUUGGUAUCGAGGGUUGGAUCGCGCUGGGCCUUGUGUUUGAAUCGUGCUGGGGAUCGGGUUGGAUCGUGCUGGCGACUGGGUUGGAUCGUGCUGUGGUUUGGUCGAAUCGCGUUGGGGCUUGGUCGGGGUUGGGCCUGCGGUCAGCUUUGGGAGGUUGGCGUAGGGUCGGACGUGGCUUGUCUCUCGACUUGGUUGUUCUGGCUGCCACCGGUCUCCAUCCUGGUCGAUUCGUAUCCCUGGACGUUGCUGCUCUCGUCUGUCUCCGCAUGUUACUGCUCUCGUCUGUCCGCAUGUUACUGCUCUCUAUGGACUCGCGUAUUGCCAUUCUUGGUGCGAACGGCACUGGCAAGUCGACGCUGCUUCAUUUGAUUACUGGGGCUUUGCAGCCUUGUGAAGGCACGAUCUCGAAGCACAUCUCGCUCAAGUUGGCCAAGUACUCUCAGCACAGUGCUGAUCAGUUGCCUUAUGACCAGAGUCCGAUCGAGUAUUUCCAGAGUUUGUUUGGUGAGAAGUAUCCUGAUAAGGAUGUUCAGGGAGGUUUGGGAGGUUUGGAUGGUUAUACGUUUGUGGGGGUUGAGAUGAUUUGGGAGUUUCGUUUUUAUCUCUUCUGGCGAGCCCAGCUUGGACGGUUCGGUCUUAGUGGAGCGCAUCAGACGAGUCCGAUUAGGCAGUUGAGUGAUGGGUUGAGGAAUCGCGUCGUCUUCUCGCAACUCUCAAUGGAACACCCGCACGUCCUCUUGCUCGACGAGCCUACCAACCACUUGGACAUGAACUCUAUCGAUGCUUUGGCGAGGGCGAUUAAAGAGUUUGAGGGUGGAGUUGUGAUUGUUAGUCAUGAUUUUAGGUUGAUUAGUCAGAGGGAUGGUGCGGAGGGGGGUGCGGGAGGGGGAGAGGGAGAGGGUGGAUGGAGGGGGAGGAGAAGAGGAGGAACGAGGCCUAACCCUAACCCUAAGAGGAGGAACGAGGGGCUUGUGGACUUGGGGAUCAUCUUCUGUGUCUCCCUCGUCGUUCGUUCUCGAACCCCGGCUUCCCCUUCUCGCCAUCGUACCUUCCCUGCCUCUGCCUCGCGAACGUUUGUUCACCCGUUUUCUCCAUCGCUUUCUUCCCCUUCCUGCCAUCGUUUCUUCCCCAUCUCCCCAUCCUGCCAUCGUUUCUUCCCCAUCUCCCCAUCGCUUUCUUCCCCAUCUUCCCAUCGCUCCUUCCCCAUCUCCCCAUCGCUCCUUCCCCAUCCCCCCAUCGCUCCUUCCCCCGGUUAUCUUCUGGAAUGGACAAAACGUUGA
Molecule: messenger RNA, 2562 nt
Organism: Coprinopsis cinerea okayama7#130
Lineage: Eukaryota; Fungi; Basidiomycota; Agaricomycetes; Agaricales; Psathyrellaceae
Product: ATP-binding cassette
Exons: 13
Coding region: 1-2562 (853 amino acids)
Molecular function (GO): ATP binding; ATP hydrolysis activity
Source: RefSeq, a predicted model, not a curated record